AUGGAAGAAAAGAAUGAGACCACAGUGCUUGAGUUUCUCUUCCUGGGCCUUACAGAUUACUUCCAUCAGAAGAUUAUCCUCUUCAUCAUGUUUUUUUUUGUUUAUCUUGUCACCCUGGCAGGUAACGUGGGUAUGAUCAAUCUCAUAUGGGUGGACGCAAGGUUGCACACACCUAUGUACUUUUUCCUCAGCCAGCUGGCUUUUGUAGAUGUGUGCUCUUCUUCCUGUGUAGCCCCCAAAAUGCUGUGUGACAUUUUUGCAGAGAAGAAAGCCAUCUCUUUUAUGGGUUGUGCAGCACAGAUGUGGUUUUUUGGUCUAUUUGUGACAACUGAUUGUUUCCUCCUAGCUGCCAUGGCCUAUGAUCGGUAUACGGCCAUCUGUAAGCCCUUACUAUAUAGUCUCAUUAUGUCCAAGAGGGUCUGUGUUCAGUUUGUAAUAGGACCUUAUCUUCUAGCUGCUAUAAACAUUACAACUCACACAACCUUGACCUUUUGUCUGCCGUUCUGUGGUUCAAAUACCAUCAACCAUUUCUUCUGUGAUGUUUCCCCACUGCUUUCAUUAGCAUGUGCUGACACAUGGAUUAACAAGGUAGUGUUUUUUGUCCUGGCUGGAGUGAUAGGAAUUCCCAGUGGCUUGAUAAUCAUAGUCUCCUAUGUGUGCAUCCUGGUGGUUAUCUUGGAGAUCAAGACUGCUGAUGGGAGACAGAAAGCUUUCUCCACAUGUUCUUCUCACCUGGCAGCUGUCUCAAUUCUUUAUGGGACUCUUUUUUUCAUUUACGUUCGGCCUAAUGCGAGUUCUUCCCCGGAUAUUAAUAAAGUGAUCUCUUUAUUUUAUACUGUGGUGAUCCCCAUGUUGAAUCCCUUCAUCUAUAGCUUGAGGAACAAAGAGGUGAAAAAUGCACUUAAGAGAAUAUUGGAGAGGAAGUACUUCUUAGCAGGUGCUUAA
Arvicanthis niloticus (Nile rat) is the source of this 945-nucleotide messenger RNA. RefSeq names its product olfactory receptor 5G29-like. Gene Ontology annotation, molecular function: olfactory receptor activity; G protein-coupled receptor activity. Gene Ontology annotation, biological process: G protein-coupled receptor signaling pathway. NCBI's taxonomy places the organism in Eukaryota, Metazoa, Chordata, Mammalia, Rodentia, Muridae. The record is from RefSeq and is a predicted model, not a curated record. Gene Ontology annotation, cellular component: membrane.